AUGAGCGAACUUUUCCCGUUAGAGCGUCUCCCCGAUGAGUUAAUUCAGGAAAUAUUCUCACAUUUGCCGCAGGGAGAAAGAUUAAAACUAUGUCUCAUAAAUCGGCGUUGUCACGAAAUUGCUAUGCAUUUGUUGUAUAGUCGGAUAUACUUGAAUGACUCGAAUGUGGUGAAGAGCGAUUAUAUGGAUUUGGCUGUUAACUGGACUAUUUUGUAUAUUCCUUCGUUUCUACAAGAAGAAGACUCUCGAAAGGUGGCGAAUGAGAAGUUAAAGAAGCUUAUAAGCACUUUCCGGUCUAAUUCCAAAACGUUAAAUAUGGUGCAGUGGGUCAGAGUUAACUGGGAUUUGAAUCCGGCGUUGCAGAAAACUGUAUUAUCACUGUUGUGCAACAGGUCUAAAUCUUUACACAGACUUGAGAAUGUGACGGAUCCUGAUUGCAAUGACAUUGUGGCAUUAGGAAUAAUGUCUAGAAAAAACUUGACUAGUUUUGAUAUGGCACCGCCAAAUUCUUUACCGGAACGUCCAGUCUCGGAUAGUUAUAUGCCAAGUUUAUCAAAAUACUUGCGGCGGCGUAUUUCGUGCAAACUUUCACAUAUGACGUUAUUUAUGGAUCCCGUACAAUUGUUCAACUGCAUCUAUCCUUUAGAACAUAAGUUGCAGAUAAAAGAUUUAAAGUUACAUUGGCGCCGUGAAUUUUAUCCCCAUAAGGAAUUUAAACUACGGAGGAAUAUCCCGUUAAUGAAGUUGUCUGAAGUAUUUGACAUCCGGGCGUUGAAGGUGUUGACAAUUAUAUCGUGGCACGAGUCGUUGUCUAAUAGAGAACUGCAAAUGCUCCAUGAGUUUGAGGAUUUUGAAAACAUCGAGGAUCUAUCUUUAAUUGCAGUGGCGCAGGAUAAUUUAGUUCUCAUUGGUCUUUUCAAUAGAUUGACUAACUUGAAGAGAUUGAAAAUGGAUUUCUUAGAAAAUUAUGUCUCUCAGGCUACAAAGCCUGAGAUUUUUCUAUCAAUCUUGAUCAGUUGUAAAAAGUUACAAUUUCUUGAUAUUAGGUUUGAUGCAUUGGAUUCACCUAUAAUAUCUGUUCAUAAUGAUAGAUACCAAAUACUGCGUAAAUGCAAUUGUACCAAGUGUGAAAAGACGCAUGAGGAAAUUAUAUGUGGUAAGAUCUUUUACUAUGCAGAUGAUAUUAAGGCGUCAGAAGUUGAAGAGUUAUCCCCUAAGGACAUCUUUACUAUGAUGCGACUUCAGUCGUUAUUGCCAUAUUCUAAAGCCUGCGAUUCAUAUCCAAGUGUCAGAACUCAACCCAUGAAUAUGGAUCAGUUUGUUCAGAUAAUGAACCAAAGUAUGAUACAAUAUAGAAAAUCUAGAGGACAACUUAAGGAUGUUCCAGUGGGGAUUGAUGGUGAAUUAGAUUUCGAUGCAGCCUUACGGCUCCUACCGCACGCGCCAUUCACAAAGCAGGAUGUUAUAGAUUGUUUUCAUACAUUGAUUCACCAUUAUCAAAGAACUUACAUUACGUUACUUUCCGAGUUCCCUCUAUUAAGAUUCUUAAUGUUAAAUGAUAUUCCGACGAUGAUUGUAGAAGAAAAUUCGGAAAGAAUCCCACAUCCCGUAUUUUUUCAUGAGGGAUAUGUAUCAAAUCUACAUGGGUGGACCCAAACGUUUAAGAGACGUAACAGCGAUGAUAGUAAAAACAUCUUAACAGUUAACAGGCAGGUUACCUUAUGUUAA
Molecule: messenger RNA, 1728 nt
Organism: Eremothecium cymbalariae DBVPG#7215
Lineage: Eukaryota; Fungi; Ascomycota; Saccharomycetes; Saccharomycetales; Saccharomycetaceae
Gene: DAS1
Product: SCF ubiquitin ligase complex subunit DAS1
Exons: 1
Coding region: 1-1728 (575 amino acids)
Molecular function (GO): protein binding
Source: RefSeq, a predicted model, not a curated record